UGUCAGGAUAGAUGGCAGUAUGUUGUGUGUUGGACAGAGCCUGUCAGGAUAGAUGGCAGUAUGUUGACCCUGAGAAGUAGGUCUGACCUCUGAGAAGUAGGUCUGACCUCUGAGAAGUAGGUCUGACCUCUGAGAAGUAGGUCUGACCUCUGAGAAGUAGGUCUGACCUCUGAGAAGUAGGUCUGACCUCUGAGCCCUGAGACGUAGGACCCAUUUUUUUUGUUGUAUUACCUUUGUUUAACAAGGUCAGUUAAGAACAAAUUCUUAUUUCCAAUGACGGCCUACCGGGGAACAGACAGUGGUUCAGUGGGAUUUGUACCUUGUCAGCUCAGGGAUUUCAACUUGUAACCUUUCGGUGACUAGCUCAACGCGCUAACCACUAGGCUACCCUGCCGCACCACACAGAGAAAGGUCCACGUAUAUUUUUGCUACGAUAUACAUCAUAUUCCUAACUGCAACUCUAUUUUUCUAACAUGUAAAGCCUGUUUUCAGAUGAAACGUGAUGAAGCCUUUUGUUUUUAGUAAUAAAAUGGUAUAAUUCAGUUCAUGUUCCCUCGUUGCUAAGAUACACCCUCACUGUUCUGUCAGCCUGCCUGAUGGGUAGCCUGGAAUCCAGGCACAAAGAUGACUGGAUUUCAGGCUACGUGUCGGUCAGCCUGUUGGAAACCGUUCAAAACCACAAAUAUUGUCAGAAUGAACGUGAAACACUUAAAUGUUUUUAGUUUUGGAAAAAGUCCCUGAAAAAUUAACGCCUUGAUUCAAUUGAACCUGAAUUCAUUUUUUCCAUCUGAAAAUGGAACUAGCAGAUCUAUCCAGAUGUCUCCUUUACUUUCUUUUGGCACAAUGCAUUUUUAGUUAUGACCCUCACUGACGUUCAGUUGUCGUGGCCCCCCAGUCUGUUCUGGUUAUGACCCUCACUGACGUUCUGUUCAGUUGUCGUGGCCCCCCAGUCUGUUCUGGUUAUGACCCUCACUGACGUUCUGUUCAGUUGUCGUGGCCCCCCAGUCUGUUCUGGUUAUGACCCUCACUGACGUACUGUUCAGUUGUCGUGGCCCCCCAGUCUGUUCUGGUUAUGACCCUCACUGACGUACUGUUCAGUUGUCGUGGCCCCCCAGUCUGUUCUGGUUAUGACCCUCACUAAUGUACUGUUCAGUUGUCGUGGCCCCCCAGUCUGUUCUGGUUAUGACCCUCACUAACGUUCUGUUCAGUUGUCGUGGCCCCCCAGUCUGUUCUGGUUAUGACCCUCACUGACGUUCUGUUCAGUUGUCGUGGCCCCCCAGUCUGUUCUGGUUAUGACCCUCACUGACGUUCUGUUCAGUUGUCGUGGCCCCCCAGUCUGUUCUGGUUAUGACCCUCACUGACGUACUGUUCAGUUGUCGUGGCCCCCAGUCUGUUCUGGUUAUGACCCUCACUGACGUUCUGUUCAGUUGUCGUGGCCCCCCAGUCUGUUCUGGUUAUGACCCUCACUGACGUACUGUUCAGUUGUCGUGGCCCCCCAGUCUGUUCUGGUUAUGACCCUCACUGACGUACUGUUCAGUUGUCGUGGCCCCCCAGUCUGUUCUGGUUAUGACCCUCACUGACGUACUGUUCAGUUGUCGUGGCCCCCCAGUCUGUUCUGGUUAUGACCCUCACUGACGUUCUGUUCAGUUGUCGUGGCCCCCCAGUCUGUUCUGGGGCUCAUCAGUCAGUCAUUUUGAUCUUUCUGUUUGGUCCACUGUGUGCUUGGUUCACUCAGCAGCCUGUAGACGCAUGUGGGGAGGGAAUGAAAGUCCAACUGCAAAGCAGCAGAACAAUGGAUGUGAAAAAGCACUUUGUCAUGACAGACCUCAACUCAAACCAUUUUCUCCAAGCUGUUGCAAAAACAAUUUUGUAUUGUACAAUUAUUUUUUUGGGGGAAAAAAAAUGAAAUAAAUUGAAUCCACAGAAAGAAAGAUUGUCUUGUUCUGUCUUCCUUUGACUCUGAAACUCACUUCCUGCAACUCACAUGUCGGCCUUCAGAACUCUCUCUCAAACGCUCAUCUUUGUCUCCCGCUGUCAGUCGAUUCCUGUCUGCUAGCUGGCCCGGCUUCACGUGUCUCUGGACAGUAAGAACUACAUCUGGUAAUUACCACUGCUUCCCAUGCAUGACAUUCAUGGAGCAGCAGGUAGCUACUGAUGUCCUGUCACCCACCCUUCUAACCAGCCUCUUCCUCGUGUGUUUCCUGUUCAAUCAGCUGCACCACAGCCUCGUUGUGCUCCAUCGUUGAUCAAUCACUUACCUUCCUACUGGAUCAUCGUUGUUGCUGACUCAUAUUGUCUCCUGCUCCUUAUCAGACGUGGAGGUUUGAGCGGUUUACCUGAUUGACGAGUAACACCAGCCCAGUCCUCCGCCUGGAAACUGUGGGAAGCAGAACGUGAUGUGCCACUGGUCUUGCUGAGCAAACCUAUCCAUAUCUAUUCUUCUUAAUGAGUGUGAACUAACCUUUCUUACCGAGUUGAGUUUAUUUAUCCAGGUACAACAGAAACGCAUGGUGGUUAAGAUGUGCUGUACCAGAUGUAGCUAACUGCUCUUUUUCAACUGCCGGCACACGGCUUUAUCAUUUAAUGUGCACUGCAGUAUUGUAGUGUGUAGCCUCGUAGGGAAUUGAUUUGGGUUUUAGUGUAUUAGAUAACAACGUUGGGCUCCAACUCUGGUCCUGGAGAAUUACCGACGAUGCAUCCUGUCAUCCAUUAGAAUAGUGAUGACAGAAAUACAGAGUAAUCAUGGUUAUUCAGGGCCCCGUCUCCUCAUCCUUCCUCAACCCUCUACUCAUCCUUCCUCAACCCUCUCCUCAUCCUUCCUCAACCCUCUCCUCACCCUUCCUCAACCCUCUCCUCACCCUUCCUCACCCCUCUCUACCCCUCUCCUCACCCUUCCUCACCCCUCUCUACCCCUCCUCACCUCUCUCUACCCCUCUCCUCACCCUUCCUCACCCCUCUCCUCACCCUUCCUCACCCCUCUCCUCACCCUUCCUUACCCCUCACCCUUCCUCACCCCUCACCCUUCCUCACUGCUCUUCUCACCCUUCCUCACCCCUCUCUACCCCUCUCCUCACCCUUCCUCACUCCUCACCCCUCUCCUCACCCUUCCUCACCCCUCUCACCCUUCCUCACCCUCUCCUCACCCCUCACCCUCUCCUCACCCUUCCUUACCCCUCACCCUUCCUUACCCCUCACCCUUCCUCACCACUCACCCUUCCUCACUGCUCUUCUCACCCUUCCUCACCCCUCACCCUUCCUCACCCCUCUCCUCACCCCUCACCCUUCCUCACCCCUCUCCACUCCUCUCCACCCCUCUCCUCACCCCUGUACUUGGCAUGAGGAUUCACACCCUUCUGCUGUUGCUCUCUCUCUGCCUCCAUCACCUCAUGUUUCAGCAUGAUAAUGCACAGCCCCAUGUCAUAAGGAUCUGUACACAAUUCCUGGAAACUGAAAAUGUCCCAGUUCUUCCAUGGCCUGUAUACUCAGACAUGUCACCAAUUGAGCAUGUUUGGGAUGCUCUGGAUCGACAUGUACGACAGCGUGUUCCAGUUCCCGCCAAUAUUCACCAACUUCCCACAGCCAUUGAAGAGGAGUGGGACAACAUUCCACAAUCAACAGCCUGAUCAACUCCAUGUGAAGGAGAUGUCGCGCUGUAUUAGGAAAAUGGUCACACCAGAUACUGACUGGUUCUGAUCCAAACCCUACCUCUUUAUUAAGGUAUCUGUGACUAACAGAUGCAGAUCUGUAUUCCCAGUCAUGUGAAAUACAUAAUGCAUUAAUUUAAAUUGACUGAUUUCCUUAUAUGAACUGUAACUCAGUAAAG
Oncorhynchus keta (chum salmon) is the source of this 3823-nucleotide messenger RNA. RefSeq lists its product as uncharacterized. Gene Ontology annotation, molecular function: nucleic acid binding. The record is from RefSeq and is a predicted model, not a curated record. The coding region runs from base 2721 to 3623 and encodes 300 amino acids. The transcript is spliced from 2 exons. NCBI's taxonomy places the organism in Eukaryota, Metazoa, Chordata, Actinopteri, Salmoniformes, Salmonidae.